GGAUUUAAAGGGGCAGUACCGGCAAGGGCGGCAGCCAGCUCGACACAGUGCGGGGCAGAUCCUUCUGAGUCCCUGGCUGCUGAUCGGAGUUUCUUCCGGGCUCCGGCCUGAGUGCCACAGCCACGGGCUGUGCUCGGUAAACAGCCCAGGCAAGGUCCUCCAGGGCAGGAUGUCGGGCCUGGUGUUGGGGCAGCGAGAUGAACCUGCAGGGCACCGGCUCAGCCAGGAGGAGAUCUUGGGAAGCACUCGGCUGGUGAGCCAAGGGCUGGAGGCCCUACACAGUGAACACCAGGCUGUACUGCAAAGCCUGUCCCAUACCAUUGAGUGUCUGCAGCAGGGAGGCCAUGAAGAAGGACUGGUGGUGCAUGAGAAGGCCCGGCAGCUGCGCCGUUCCAUGGAAAACAUUGAGCUGGGGCUGAGUGAGGCCCAGGUGAUGCUGGCUUUGGCCAGCCACCUGAGCACAGUGGAGUCAGAGAAACAGAAGCUGCGGGCUCAGGUACGGCGGCUGUGCCAGGAGAACCAGUGGCUCCGGGACGAACUGGCAGGUACCCAGCAGCGGCUACAGCACAGUGAGCAGGCCGUGGCUCAGCUGGAGGAGGAAAAGAAGCACCUGGAGUUCCUGGGGCAGCUGCGGCAGUAUGACGAGGAUGGGCACACCACGGAGGAGAAGGAGGGUGAUGCCACCAAGGAUUCCCUGGAUGACCUUUUCCCCAAUGAGGAAGAAGAAGACCCAGGCAAUGGCUUGUCACGUGGCCAGGGCGCCCAACAUAGUGGAUAUGAGAUCCCAGCAAGAUUACGGACUCUGCACAACUUGGUGAUCCAGUAUGCAGCUCAGGGUCGCUACGAGGUGGCCGUGCCACUCUGUAAGCAGGCACUGGAGGACCUGGAGCGCACAUCUGGCCGGGGCCACCCAGAUGUUGCAACCAUGCUCAACAUCCUUGCUCUGGUGUAUCGGGACCAGAAUAAGUAUAAGGAAGCUGCCCACCUGCUGAAUGAUGCCCUCAGCAUCCGGGAGAGCACCCUGGGCCGGGACCACCCUGCGGUGGCUGCCACACUCAACAAUCUGGCUGUGCUCUACGGUAAAAGGGGCAAAUACAAGGAGGCGGAGCCGCUGUGCCAGCGGGCACUGGAGAUCCGAGAAAAGGUCCUGGGCACUGACCACCCAGAUGUGGCAAAGCAGCUGAACAACCUGGCCCUGUUGUGCCAAAACCAGGGCAAGUAUGAGGCUGUGGAACGCUAUUACCGGAGGGCACUGGCCAUCUAUGAAGGGCAGCUGGGACCAGACAACCCUAAUGUAGCCCGGACCAAGAAUAACCUGGCUUCCUGUUACCUGAAACAGGGUAAAUAUGCCGAGGCUGAGACGCUCUACAAAGAGAUCCUGACCCAAGCCCAUGUGCAGGAGUUUGGGUCUGUGGAUGAUAACCACAAGCCCAUCUGGAUGCAUGCAGAGGAGCGGGAGGAAAUGAGCAAAACCCAGCACCGGGAGGGCGGCACACCCUACGUAGAGUACGGAGGCUGGUACAAGGCCUGCAAAGUGAGCAGCCCCACAGUGAACACCACUCUGAGAAACCUAGGAGCUCUGUACAGGCGCCAGGGAAAGCUGGAGGCAGCCGAGACCCUGGAGGAAUGUGCUCUGCGUUCCCGGAAACAGGGCACUGACCCUAUCAGCCAGACCAAGGUGGCUGAGCUGCUUGGGGAGGGUGACAGUGGAAGGACCUCCCAGGAGGGUCCUGGGAGCAGCGUGAAAUACGAGGGAGGUGACGAUGCCUCUGUGGCUGUGGAGUGGUCAGGGGAUGGCAGUGGGACCCUGCAGAGGAGUGGCUCUCUCGGCAAGAUCCGGGAUAUGCUUCGUAGAAGCAGUGAACUCCUGGUGAAGAAGCUCCAGGGAACUGAACCUCGGUCCUCCAGCAGCAACAUGAAGCGGGCAGCCUCCUUAAACUAUCUGAACCAUCCCAGUGCAGCACCCCUCCAGGUCUCCCGAGGCCUCAGUGCCAGCACUAUGGACCUCUCUUCAAGAAGCUGACAUUCAACCCACCCCCCAGGUCUCCUGGGUCCCCCCACAGCCCUCACAGCAUUCCCUCUUGCUCCAGGCUCUUCCAGCCCCUUGGUGGGACAGUG
Molecule: messenger RNA, 2118 nt
Organism: Eptesicus fuscus (big brown bat)
Lineage: Eukaryota; Metazoa; Chordata; Mammalia; Chiroptera; Vespertilionidae
Gene: KLC4
Product: kinesin light chain 4
Exons: 17
Coding region: 170-2023 (617 amino acids)
Biological process (GO): axo-dendritic transport
Cellular component (GO): kinesin complex; membrane-bounded organelle; cytoplasm
Molecular function (GO): kinesin binding
Source: RefSeq, a predicted model, not a curated record